Ananas comosus (pineapple) is the source of this 980-nucleotide messenger RNA. Its product is annotated as transcription factor MYB57-like. The transcript has 3 exons. Lineage: Eukaryota; Viridiplantae; Streptophyta; Magnoliopsida; Poales; Bromeliaceae. The record is from RefSeq and is a predicted model, not a curated record. Bases 40 to 846 code for a protein of 268 amino acids.
GAGAGAGAGAGAGAGAGAGAGAGAGAGAGAGAGAGAGAGAUGGUGAAGAAUAAGGGGGUGAGAGAGAGGGGAGGGAACUAUAAGAAAAAUAAUGGGGCGGCGAUGGUGAACAGAGGGGCAUGGACUGCUGAGGAAGACCAGAAGCUGGUGGAGUAUGUUAUGCUCCACGGUGACAAGAAGUGGAGAACUCUCCCUGCCAAAGCUGGGUUGAAUAGAUGCGGGAAGAGUUGCAGAUUGAGAUGGCUCAACUAUCUGAGGCCCGGAAUCAAGAGGGGAAACAUUUCGGAAGACGAAGAGGAUCUCAUCAUCCGCCUCCACAACCUCCUAGGCAACAGGUGGUCGCUAAUCGCCGGGAGAUUACCGGGCCGAACAGACAAUGAAAUAAAGAACCAUUGGAAUACUCACUUGAGCAAAAGGUCACUAACAAUCGACGACCUAAACCUCAAGUUGAAUCAUAACCUUGGGCUUAGCCAUAUGCACCGCGAUUCGAGCCAGGGCUUUGCAGCUGCCCAGCUGAGGGGCAAUAUCGCGGAAUGGCUCACAACCAAUGAUUUCGAGCCGGCAAACCUGUCAUCUGAGUUGCCCAAGUUCGAGUUCGAUUUCGAAACGCUCUUUGACUUCAUGCCGCGGACAUGUGACAACCAGAACGUUGGCGGCGGCGGCGGCGGCAGCAGCAGCGAGCUAGGAGUGAAAGAUUACGCCAUCAUAGGCCACGAUGGUUAUAUGAUUAAUGAAGAUGAUGGAGAUGGAUUUUUCAAUCUAAACCAUUUUGGUGAUCCGCCGCAGAUUGGUGCACUGGACCAGCUUACUAAUUUUCAGGAUUAUGUGCUCUAUUAUUUAGAAUAAAUGUACGUACACUGUCCCUAUUAAGCUAAACAAUUUAUUAUAUAAAUGUAUAUCAUAAAAUUGCUUUUGUUUCUUUCUAAUUCAUCGGUGUAAUUUACUUGUUCUAAUCUUCAAAACCAGUUUGAAUUGAGAAA